AUGCUCGACGCAGAUGACAGCAACCGACCUGAACGUCGCUCCGCUCUGAUUGCACACGAACUAUCCAGGUUGGAUGUCGAUAUUGCUGCCCUUAGCGAGGUCCGAUUCCAUGAUGUAGGCAGCCUCCGAGCAUGGCGCCGAAAAGACAGGUUCUACUCGGAGCUCCGCGGCCAUAUCCAAAGCAUCCGUGCAGACGACAAGGUAAUAAUCCUCGGCGAUUUCAACGCCAGAGUAGGUCAAGAUGUAGAUGCCUCAAAAGGAGUUUCUUGGCAGACACGGCGUUGGAAACGCAACGACAAUGGGCGCUUGCUGUUGGAGCUUUGCACUGAGCAGCAACUGGUCAUCACCAACACCACUCUUCCAGCAAAAGGACAGAAUGAAACAACCUGGAUGCACCCUUGGUCCAAACAUUGGCACCUCAUAGACUACGUCCUAGUGCGCCAAAAAAGACCUCAAGGAUGUCCUUCACACCAGAGUGAUGCCCAGCUGCACUUCAAACCCAAACCAAGGAAGGGGGGGCCCCCCACGAAAAAGUUCGAUCUCGAGAAGCUUCAGUCAUCUGAAGUGAAAGCUGACUUUCAGGCAGACCUACAGUCCAAGCUUGAGAGCGUCGACUGCCGCAAAGACCCCUCACCUGAAACCCUCUGGGAUCAACUGAAGACUGCCAUCCUGCAAACAUCUGAAGAAGUUCUUGGGUUUACCACCAAGAGGAACAAAGACUGGUUCGAUGAGAACAACCAAGAGAUCCAGGAACUGCUGACGAAGAAGAGGUCAGCCCAUCAGGCCCACCUGGCUCAGCCAUCAUGUCCUGUGAAGAAAGCUGUCUUCCGUCUCAUUUGCAGCAACCUCCAGCGCAAGCUUCGAGAGAUCCAGAAUGAAGGCUUCUAUGAAGCCCUAAAGGUAGUAUAUGGUCCUACUCACCACGUCCAGAGUCCUUUGCGCAGUGCAGAUGGCCAGGUGCUCUUCACAGACAAAACUUCCAUCCUGAGCCGUUGGUCUGAGCAUUUUCAGGCCCUCUUCAGCGCUGACCGCGUCGUCCAGGACUCAGCAGUUCUCCGCAUUUGUCAGAAGCCAGUCAUAGAGGAAUUGGAUGAACUACCAUCUAUAGAAGAAAUUUCAAAAGCCAUAGAGCAGCUGAAGUGUGGCAAGGCAGCAGGAGUUGAUGGGAUCCCACCAGAGAUCUGGAAAGAUGGGGGACCAACACUACACAGCAAGCUCCACGAACUCCUUGUCUGUUGUUGGGAGCAGAGCAAGCUUCCAAGAGACCUCCGUGAUGCAGUCCUUAUCACUUUGUACAAGAACAAAGGAGAAAAGUCGGACUGCUCAAACUACCGGGGAUAA
This is a messenger RNA of Penaeus monodon (black tiger shrimp), 1341 nucleotides long. RefSeq lists its product as uncharacterized. The coding region runs from base 1 to 1341 and encodes 446 amino acids. The record is from RefSeq and is a predicted model, not a curated record. The transcript is spliced from 4 exons. Gene Ontology annotation, molecular function: catalytic activity. NCBI's taxonomy places the organism in Eukaryota, Metazoa, Arthropoda, Malacostraca, Decapoda, Penaeidae.